UAAUCACGUGUCCACAUAGAUCGACGCCAUUUUCUUCGCUUGAUGUUUAGUGUCAACUUGCAGGUGCCCGUUACGGAAAAAGUGUGAACUUUUUUUAAGUGGAUUUAUAUAUUUUUGAUCAAAUAAGUCAUGGCUGAUCACAAGCCUAGAUUGUGUCAUUUGGUAAAAUGGCCCGACUUUCAGGGGUAUGGAUUUAACUUGCAUGCCGAGAGAGGUAAAGCGGGACAAUUCAUAGGGAAAGUGGACGAGGGGUCCCCAGCAGAAGCUGCGGGUCUAAGGGAAGGGGACCGAAUCGUUGAAAUUAAUGGAACUAAUAUAGGUAACGAAAACCACCAGCAAGUUGUGGGGCGGAUCAAGUCGCUUGGUGACGAAGUAAAUCUUUUAGUGGUGGAUCAGGAAACGGACUCUUAUUAUAAAGACAUUAAACAAAUUGUGAGGAGUGAUCUUCCUGAAGUUGUCAAAAUAAGUGCGGAGAGAGGUGAAAGCCAGGAAAAUUCAGCAGAACCUGAACCUACGCCUGAGCCCCAGGAGGCCAGGGAACCUUCACCGGAAAGAGAACCAUCCCCUGAACCAGAGAGAGAGCCCUCGCCUGAACCAGAACGCGAACCAACACCAGAACCACCGAGGGAGCCUUCACCCGAACCAGAGAGGGAGCCCUCUCCUGAACCAGAAACCAACAAAGAAAAUGAGGAACCCAGUGAACCAGAGGCAACUGUGAUUACAGUCAAUAGUGUCACCAAUACGGAGCCAGAUAGUAAAUAUAUCGCUAGACUUUGUCACGUAACUAAAUGGCCCGACUUCCAGGGAUACGGGUUCAAUCUCCAUGCAGAGCGGGACAGACCAGGUCAGUUUAUCGGAACCAUAGAUGACGGAUCCCCUGCCCAGGCAGCAGGCCUACAAGAAGGAGAUAGGAUUAUUGAAGUCAAUGGUGCAAAUAUUGAAUCUGAGAGCCAUAGGCAAGUGAUAGAGAGAGUCAAGGCAGGAGGGAAUGAAACCAAAUUGUUAGUUGUGGAUCCUGAAAGUGAUGCUUACUUCAAAAAGAAUGGAAUAUCCAUUAGCAAUUCAUCACCCAUGGUCACCCCACUAUCAAAUCCUGCCAGGGGAGGUUCAGCGCCAGCUCCAACCCCUACUCCAGUCAAUGGGACAUCAGAAUCACCGGCUCCAUUGGCCUCUAAACCUGCUAACCAGGCCCCCCAACUUGUUGCCAACGGCACCGCAUCCAAUUCCAGUGACCCAAUGAUGGGAAUGUCGGCUAAGGAGAUGAGGGAAUACCUAGCAAACAAGAGGAAACAGGACCCCAAAAAGAGUAGACAAAUGGAUUUCGCAACCAAAGUCAACAUGCUGCAGAAAAUGUGAGGCCCAUUUCCAUGUGCAUUUAGAUAUUAUGUUAAUUUUUGUUUAAAGAGAUAUAUGGUGUAUAUUAUGCAUAAAGCAUUCGGUGUAUUUACAAUGCAGACAUAUGCGUGGAUAUAUAUGGCACACUGUGAUUUGAAAAUUUGCCAUGGUAAGAAUAUAGUGUUGUUCUGAAGGAGAAAAAUAGUAUGUUUCAUCAGACACUGUAAAUAAAGAGAGCAGGUGUCUUUGUUAAUAUCAAUCUACAUGGGGAUUCUAUUUCUACAACAGUCAUGGCUUAAUUUUUCAUUAAUAAGCUAUAAUCAUCUGAAACAUUUUGUGUAGAAUUGUAUCAGUUGCUUUUCAUGCAAACAUUCCAGUAGCUUCAUUGAUAAAUUUUUAACUCACUUGUCAUUUGUUGAAUGUAAUUAUUUGGAAAAUACAGAAGAAGGUUUGUAAAUUAUAUUUUUAAAAAAAAACCUAUUGGACUCCAAUUUUGCUAAAAUAGACACCUUACUCACAAAACAACAUUGUACAUGUUCAAGAUAACUUUCCUGCUCAGUGUGUUAAUGCACUGCACUUAUUUUUUGGCCACUCAAAAUUCAUGUUGAGUCUAUAUAUGUUUGUGAAAUGAUCAACAUUCCCAACAGAAAUAAAGCAAUGUGUUAAAAAGAAAUGGGACUUAGUUUUUCUAAUCAUCUCAUUUAAAAGGUUAUUGAAUUAGUUCUGAAGAAUUCUCUCAUGUGUCUUUCUUGCCAUAAAAGACAAAUCAAAUAUGUCCAUGUAUUGGAUUCCUUCUUUCUUUUUCCAGUGCCUAUUAUAGUUUUAGGAUUGGUGAUGAACUGCUAUAAUUAUUUAUACAUACUAGGAGAUUUUUAAAUGACGUAAGUUCACGUGGGUAUUUGAAGGCUGAUACAAAGUGGAGAAUUUUCCUUUAGCAGAAAAUGUGUUCAUUUCUUUUGAAUGCACUGAUUAAACCAAUGAUUAGUUUCUCAGAAAGUUGACACAGUAGUAGUUACGCAUUAGAUAAUAAAUGUCUACUUGGAACAAUUCUUUACUGAUUCAGUUAGUUCCGUUUUUUGCCAAGAUUAAAACAGUCUUGUAGCAAUGAAGCAAUUUCAAUGUUUCAAAAGAUUCCAUUUGUAAAGCACUGCAUUUAUAUCAGUCUAACUUUGGUAACCCAUUUAUUCCAAUUCAACAGAGGAUUAUUUUCAUAUUCUGUGUAUUUUUUUCCCCAAUUGGUUUAAGCCUUGCAGCAUCAGUGUAUCACUUGUAUAUUGAAAUGUAUUCACAUUUUGUGCUAUUAAUAUCUCAACAUUUUGUCUCAUGGUGUUAAAUGUUUGUUUUUGUUGAAAUGUUAAUGUUUAAGGGGCAGAGAAAAUUAUUCAAAUAUGCACUGUAUUUAGUUUUUUUUUUUAGAACAUGUACAUUCCAAAAAAUCUAAACACAUGCAUGUAAUAAACCCUUGUCAUUGAUUUUGGCAAAAAGAAAAAUGCAAUAAUUGUCUUAUUCAAGCUAAAUAUUUGUUGUGAAAAUUGACUGUGAUUACCAAAGUCUUAAGCAUUCCCCAUGUAACGUAAAAAGAAGCAUUGUAGCCUCAACCUUUCUGUUUAUAAAAAAAGAAUUAACGUGCUUGGGACCUUUUGAUAGUUAACACAUAAAGAGAAUGAGAGGUCUUCCUAAGAAAUAGAGAAAUCAUUCAGUUGGUACUGGUCUUGAGAAGAAUUGUUUCACACUGCAAUUUUGUUUUCAUUACAAUAUAUAUGUAUAGGAGUGUGUGUGUUUCACUAUUAUAUCUUUGUCACAUAUUAUUCCAUAUACAUUCUGUUUACCUGAGUGCUUCAUCAUAGAAGUGUUCAUGGAAUUCUAAUAUGUAUUAUUCAUUUACUCCAGGACUUAUAUUUUGGUAAAAUAAAAUAUAAACAAUCAAAA
Saccostrea cuccullata (small rock oyster) is the source of this 3264-nucleotide messenger RNA. RefSeq names its product Na(+)/H(+) exchange regulatory cofactor NHE-RF1-like. NCBI's taxonomy places the organism in Eukaryota, Metazoa, Mollusca, Bivalvia, Ostreida, Ostreidae. Gene Ontology annotation, cellular component: apical plasma membrane. Gene Ontology annotation, molecular function: protein-membrane adaptor activity; protein binding. Gene Ontology annotation, biological process: protein localization to plasma membrane. The record is from RefSeq and is a predicted model, not a curated record. Bases 130 to 1356 code for a protein of 408 amino acids. The transcript is spliced from 4 exons.